AUGAUGACAAUACCUGUUACAACAUACACACGUGUGGUGACGUGGGCGAUGACCUACAUAUAUGUGUAUGUAUUUCACAAUACCCGUUUUACCCGGUAAACAUAUAUACCGCUGCACUUUUUACAUAUUAUGUCUAUGAGCAUAGCAGAAGACAAUUUGUGAACCCAUUCAGGUCAAAGUUACCUUUGAAAUUGGGAAAAGACUCGCGUUACCAGGGAGCUGUUUAGAAUUGAUAUAUUUACUAAUUCCUAGGACUGCCAAGUCCGUUGGUAUAAUUAGUAGGGAGGACCCUACAGCGGGAUCAAGCCGAUCAACAGCGAUGGCUACGGCAUCUGUCAGACAGGUGAGGAGACAGCUAUCCAAGGAUGUGUGGAACAGUGAUCGCCAGAAAUUUUUCAGUUGUGUUCGUCGUGGCAAAGUCGCAGAAGUGGAUUACUAUGUGAAAAAAGUGGGAAUAGAUGUGAACAUUACCGAUCCCUGGGACAACUGCCCACUGUAUCUAGCGUGUCUGUGUGGGCAUCUCGAGAUGGUGAAAUAUCUAUUGAAAAAAGGUGCCAAAUAUGAUUCUGAGAAUAUUGAGGGCCAGAGAUGUUUCCUGUCUUCCUUGACAAUGAACAUCAGGGAAGCCCUUCGAGAGUACCAGUCCGGAACUGAUUGUCAAGUCUCCGAGAGGCCUGUAGACCGUCCAAGUCUCUCAGACCUCACAAUAUUCCUACAAACCAUGUAUGAACGGACCCCAGACUAUGAUGUGGAACUUUUGGUUGGAGACCAGACAUUCUUAGGACACAAGUGCAUUCUCUGUGUCCGAUGCGAUUAUUUCUACAAAAGACUGACUGCUCCAGAUACACUUCAACUGAACACACUUGAGCUAACUGACCCAGCGUUUACACCAGGGAGUGUUCGGGCUAUUCUUCAAUUCCUUUACACAGGGGGACUAGAUCUACCUAUAGAAGAUGUGGAAGACACACAGAGACUUGCUGCUUUUCUUGGAUUUACAACACUAGCAAACAGCAUUGAGGCUGAAAUGAAACAAACUAUAUCUAACACACCAAAUGAAGAUCUUCCUGAGCAGGUCAUUAAUGUGAGUCAUCACAAGCAAAGGCAGGAUUUGGUUUCCGACUUGAGAAAGCUUGUAAUGUCCGCUGUACCCCAGCAUCUACACCACCUGGUUGGAGAUACUCAGAAGUACACAGAAGAGGCCAGCAAAAUGGACAUGGCAAACAUGGUCACAAACACACCUAUCUUUCCAGAUAUAUGUUUCUGUGUUGGAAACCAUGAAUUUGAAUGCCACAAGAUGUUUUUCUAUGGCAGAAGCGAGUAUUUCAGGAUUAUGUUAAUAGAAAAACAAGAUGACCAGCCGCCGGCCUUGGAGGGAUACAGACCAAUGGUCAAGCUGGACGACGUCACAGCUGAGGACUUUGUACAGGUUAUCUCCUAUCUAUACCAGGAUCACUGCUUGGACACAAACCAGAAUAGUCUGUUAGAGGUUUGCGACAGAUGGACACUUACACGACUGAAGCUACAGCUGACUAAUGAGGGUGAGAGUGUGACCGUAUCCAAUGUAAUGCAGAUAUACCUCGCAAACAGGAAUAAUAAAAAACUCCUCAACAAAUGUUACCAGUGCGUGGCUGAAAACUUGCUGGAGUUAGCUUCGAAGUACGAGUUCCAUCAGUUUCUAAAGAGAGAGUUACCUGCUCCUGGCAAAGAGGAACAGCAGAUAAAAUCAACUUUCGUAUCAAAACUCCUGCACGAAAUCCGUACCACAGCACACACAUGGCAGGAGAAGAAGUGUGCCAAUGAGAAGAUCAAGAAGCUUAAUUACAUUAUAUCAAACAGGCUGGGUAAUACUUCUAACUUUACGCUGUUUGAUAUUACACCCGUACCACCUGAAAAUAUGAGAAGAACAGUGACUUCAAAUGACACAAACCGCACAGCACCGUCAUCUUCAAAAGAUAAAUCUUGUGUAAUAUCAUGAAUUUCCCCUCGUUUGAAAGUACAUUUAUUACAAAUGUAAAAUGGAAUCGACUUGAUGAGAUUCAAUGUUAUGAAAUGUUAUAACUGUGUUUACCUUGAAAAACGGGCAGAAUUUGUGAUGUUCAUGUUACAUAGAACAGUUGGUUUAAACAUAUUUGUAUUGCCUUGAAAAUGACAAAAAGAAUUGGGCACAAGUUCUUACAACUUAAUUAAG
This is a messenger RNA of Mizuhopecten yessoensis (Yesso scallop), 2188 nucleotides long. Its product is annotated as ankyrin repeat and BTB/POZ domain-containing protein 1-like. The coding region runs from base 320 to 1975 and encodes 551 amino acids. Gene Ontology annotation, molecular function: protein binding. Lineage: Eukaryota; Metazoa; Mollusca; Bivalvia; Pectinida; Pectinidae. Gene Ontology annotation, cellular component: cytoplasm; ubiquitin ligase complex. The record is from RefSeq and is a predicted model, not a curated record. The transcript is spliced from 13 exons.